Messenger RNA from Cornus florida, 1373 nucleotides. RefSeq lists its product as uncharacterized. The transcript has 7 exons. The coding region runs from base 115 to 1125 and encodes 336 amino acids. The record is from RefSeq and is a predicted model, not a curated record. NCBI's taxonomy places the organism in Eukaryota, Viridiplantae, Streptophyta, Magnoliopsida, Cornales, Cornaceae.
UACCCUCGAAUAUUCUCAUUUUUUCCCAACCGUUGAGACUGCAAUGCUGUUUCGGUGUCCUAAAGAGCACUUGGCAUAACCCUCCUUUCCGAUAGGCAAAAAGAAGAACCAUCCAUGGCAUCUAAGGCUAAACCCACUCUCAGUCUCAAUCUCAACCUCAACCUCAACCUCAAUGUGAGCCCUUCACUUACUACUUCUCUUAUCGGUAGCAAAAACAUUCUUACCAGAAGAAGACGACCCAUCAAAUCCCUUUUGGCAUCAUACCCUCAUCGACUCUCUCGUUUCCUGAGUUCUGAUUCUUCAACCCAAUUGAACCUUGUUCGCAAUCGUGAGCUUAGCACCCUGAAACGACGCCGUUUCAACCCACACGUGCUCUCUUCGUUGGCAGAGCUCCCUCUUCUUCCGUUCCCUAUAGACCAGAUACUUGUUCCAUCUGAGUGCAGGACACUUCAUUUAUUCGAAGCAAGAUAUCUAGCAUUGCUGGAGGAGUCUUUAUUUAGAAAGAAGAAGCUUUUUGUGUAUUUUGUGUUGGAUCCUAUUGCUACUACUGAUGCAUCAGCAGAAGCAUCGUUUGCUGCUAGAUAUGGUUGUUUGGUUGUCAUAGAAAAAGUUGAGCGAUUAGAUGUCGGAGCCUUAGUCUCUAUCAGAGGUGUAGGUCGUGUCACACUUGUAAAAUUUGUGCAGGCAGAUCAUUACCUGAAAGGUUUGGUAGUACCACUGCAGGACAAUGUUCCUGAGCACGUAAGCGAAAUAAGCUCUAAAGCAAUGGAACUAAAGGAGGCUCUUUACAGUUUGAACAGCUUGGAAAUAAAGUUAAAGGCACCCAAGGAGGUAUUGUUGCAGACUCAAAUUGCAGAUGCUCUAAUGUGGGCUAAGAAGGGACCCUCCCUAGAUUGUGAUGAAGCUUUCAUUCCAUCCUUUGCGGAGCGUCUAUGCUUUGCAGCACUCCAACCUAUUUCAGGAUCGACUCAAUCAGAAUUGCUCGCGUUGCGAAAAGAGAAGUUAAGAGCAAUGGAUGUCAAAGACACGUUAGAACGGCUAGAUAGUUCGACAGAAUUCGUUAAGAAGAAUAUUUCCAUGGUUGCAGCCAAGCUCGCUAUUCAAUCGUUAGGGAAUGAGCAGUGAGCCUUCUGGUGUCAAAAACCCGAAGAUAGAAAAAAGAAGUUAAAUUCAUGCUCAACCAUGAUGGUGAAAGAACAAGCUGAUGCAACCGCGUUGGAAUUGAAAACCAAGAAUUCAGUUAUAACUAUUGUGUAUAUAAUGUUAGAAGUGUAACAAAUUAAAUUUUGUGCUUAUGUGAUAAGCUGGUGUAAAAUGCUUUUUAAACUCUGCAGUCCAGUUCGUCUAAACUAAUUUAUCAUCGUAUUCCUAUA